AACACCUGUAAUUUCUUUAUAUUCGUGCCUUAGGUUCGUCAGAUAUGCUGUAUGACAAGUGUUCCGAGGAACAUCCGUUGUUCGCAAUGCAAUUUCAAUCCUGAACGUGUCCGUUUUGCAGAACGUAGGGAAGUAUGCCUGACACGAGGGGUGAUGGCGGUUGCCUGGGACAGGCGCCGCCGUUGUCAGCGCACAUGUUGUGGAGGGCUGAGCUCCGCUCACUUUCCGCUCUGGCGCUGCCUGUUGUCAUUCAGACGAGUGCGCAGCAAGGGAUGACCGUUGUAGACCAAUUGACUUCACGCCGAAGACUCCAUCUCUUAUGUAUGUCCUUGGGGUACUUCUUCAUACGCAUUUUUCCGGUGAUAUGCUUACGAGGCAUACGGAACGCCAUUCCACCAGCCUUCAGCGUGCCACAUCCAAGCAUCCCAACCCUACGGCCUCUCGUCCCCAGCGUCAUCCUAUUGCUCUGCAUUCAUCCCAUAGAUGCCUUGUCUUUCUCGCAGAUGAGCACGACCAUCGUGCCCACCGUGCACUGCCGCGCUCUCCUCUCCGCCCUUCACGGCGUUAUGCCUCAUCGCAGGUGUUCCUAGGUCAUCUGGGUACGGCUGAGCUGGGUGCCGCAGCGCUGGCCAAUGCGUACACCAACCUCAUGUGGUUUUUCUUGUUGGGCUUCGCAACGGCUCUUGAUACCCUUGGGAGCCACGCGUACGGCGCAGGAGAUCGGAGGGCGCUGGUGACCUGGUGCGUGACGGCAGCUGUGCUGCUGACGCUGCUUGUGGCGCCUCUAGCAGUGGGCAUGGCAAUGGGGGAGUUUGUUGGCCGGGGACUGUUCGACCAGGACAAGCACACGGCGCAGCUAAUGGGCCGCUUCUGUAACGGCCUUAUCCCGGGCAUGUGGCCGCUGAUGUGGGGCACGGUGCUAACUAAGUACCUGCAGGUCCAGAACGUCAUGUUGCAGCCCUCCCUGAUCGCCGUCAUCACGUUUGCGCUCAACAUCGCCUUCAACGCGGCGCUGGUGCACACCAUUGGCUUUCGUGGUGCGCCGCUCGCCACGUCACUAUCCCGCUGGGCGCAGUUCCUCAUGCUGGCACUAGCAGUGUGGCGACACGAGCGGCGGCAACGGCAGCAGCACAAACGGCGGCAAAGCAGCGACGGAGAGCGACAGGGAGCGCUAGAAGCGGCGCCUGCGCUGGAUGAAGGCGCUGUCCUGCAGCCAUUGCCGCCAAUGGCAGCACCGCUAGAUGCGGCAGGUAAUUCGAACAACGGCGCUGCUGGAGAUAGAUCGAAUCGCGGGACUCUGUCGGCGAACAGCCACAGCACGGAACAAUUGCGGCUACUUGGUGAAGAUCGGAAUUCGGAUGAAGAGGACCAGGACAGCAGUGCCAGUGGGACUGGGAGUCGCGCAAAUGGCGAAAUGAACCAUGGCCCGCGCUGCGGCGCCAAUGGGUAUGCUUUGGCCAGCGGCAGCGGCAGAGUGAGCGACCCAGGAUCCUCUUCCGGCGUGCACCGCGGCUCGGCGAUGGUCAUGGAUAAUUUGGAAAGUGGGGUGCGGGUGUACCAGGAGUGUCGCAUGGCGAUGCAUCCACGUGUGGUGGGGCGCUUCUGCCGCCUGGGCAUACCAGGAGGCCUCAGCAUGUCGUUUGAGGCCGGUUGCUUCGACUUUUCCACCGUGCUCGCGGGCCGGCUGGGCACGGUUGCCACCGCAGCCCAUGCCGCGAUGCUGUCCAUUGUGACUCUGACCUACCUCGCUUGCCCAUUUGCGCUCGCCACCGCUGGCGCCAUCCGUGUCGGCAACCUCCUGGGAGCAGGCGAGCAGCCGGGCCGGGGGGUGGUUGUGAGGGAGGCCGGCACUUGGCUACUGUUUCUACUGCUGCUACAUCGUGUGCCGGAGUAUAUUGAAGAGGGUCCCAGCAUGGCGCCGGAAGUCUCCGGUGAUCCUGACGGUGCUCGCCGGGCUGGCAUCCUGGCGGUGACCCUCAGCGGCGCGUUUAUGGCGCUGAUGGCCAUGACCCUCCUCGCCACCCGCAGUGUCCUUGGUUACAUGUUCAGCGCAGACCACCGUGUCGUAACGGUGAUCCGGGGCCUCGCCGUCUUUGCGGCGUUGUUUCAGGUCUCGGACGGGCUCAUGGGCUCCAGCCAGGGCGUGCUGCGGGGCUGCGGCCACCAGCACCUGACAGCGGUGUUCAACUUCACAGGUUUCUGGGUUUGCGGAGUGCUGCUGGGCUUCCUGCUGUGCUUCAAGGCGGGGCUGGGGCUCAACGGGCUUUGGGCGGGGAUCUCCGCGGGUGACACAGCCACCGGUAUCAUGAACCUCAUCGCCAUGAGCCGCAUUCGCUGGCGCAAGGAGUCGGACAGGGCGGUGGCCCGGCUCAAGGUUCUAGCGCAGCAGGCCGAAGAGGAGCAGGCCAUGCUAGACGGCUCCCAGGUGGCGGGGCUCAGUGCUGCCGACAGCGCCGCCGCGCCGCUGGGCGGUGGCGGCCGGAGCUAUGCUGGCGGCCUGAAGCGCAUGUGGAGCGAGCGCCGGCUGCAGCAGGCGGUCAGGGGCAUGCAGCGGCGACACCAGAUGCAGCUUGCGGCCGAGGACCUGCCAAGCGAUGACGGUAGGAGAGGAACGACGAGCCAGGGGGCGGGGCCGGUCUUGGAUAUAGAUAGGGAAACUGCCAAUGAGUCGCCGUGCGGCACCCGGCCGCCACGGCAGGGUGGUACGGUGUGCCACUACCGCGACGGGCCAACGGUAGGCUGGAUGCCGUUGCAAGACACAUCGUCAAAGGACACCUCCAGGCAGGCUCCCGUUAUGGCCGGCAAGGACUCCCGUCCCAUGGAGCCCCAACCCCCACAAUUCAGCGCGCAUGCGGAAGGAAUGCUGUCGGCUAUCAUGCUGAAGGACGUAAAACAGCAUGUAACUUGCGCAUUGUGCAACAAUCUCAUCGCGUCUUCAUUGGUGCUGUCGUGUGGACACCAAUACUGCGGCAGCUGCCUCUUCGAUUGGCUUGGUAACAAGCCAUCCUGUCCCAACUGCCAGGUUCCUUUGCGCGCCAUCCCCAUGCGAUGCAUUGCACUCGACGGCGUCGUCGAGGCGUUCCUUUCUUCAUUGCCGGAGGAGGAGGUCGCCGCCUACAAAGCACGCCAAGAAGAGGGCAAAUCCGCCGCCAAUAAGGUAAACAAGAUGUUUUGGUGGCUUCAGCCGUCAGCGUUGCCUGGUAUGGCGCCGAGCGGCCCUCCUGGUUUCGGUGGCGCGCCCGGUGCUGGUAUCCCGCACAUGAACGGCAUGGCCGCUCCCAAGCAGCAGUCCUUCACAGGCCCGCCAAUGCCACAGCAGUUGCCAUCCGGUGGCGUAAUGACUGCCGGCAUGCUCGGCGGCGCGCCGCAACAGCAAGUCUUCCUCCAGCGCCCUGGGCCAAGGUCCAACUCGUUCUCCGCUGGCGGCGCAUUGCCAUCUUGCACUGCGCAGCCUGCUCUUCCGCCGCAGAUGGCUGCCAGCAUUGCCGCAGCAGGCUUCUCGGCACCUACCAUCUCGCUGCCCGGACCCAACACUGAUUUGGAGGCUGCAUACUUGGCCACGGCACAGAAAUUCGGCAUGGAGGGGCUUGCGUUGCCACUCGUCUACCAGCAGCAGCUACAACACCAAUUUCAGCAGCAGGAACAAUUUCGCGGCUUGCUGCAUGCCUGCUCAGAAUUGCAGGCGGUUUGGAGAUGGCACAAGGAGAAGCACAAGUUGGGCCUCCCCAUGGGACCCCACUUAUUGGGCAAUCGAAAUCCAACUGAAGAGGACUUCCGCCGCACUUUCCCGCUCUGCCCUGUGGACUGGGAGGCUCUGGCUACACCCCCGACGGACGGCGUGCAAGCCGUGUGGGUCGGACACGCCACCGUACUCGUACAAAUGGCGGGCUUGACGUUCAUCACGGACCCGGUGUUCAGCGAGCGAUGUGCCCCGGUACAGUUCGCCGGUCCCAAGCGGGUGGUUCCCCCCGCGCUGACGUGUACGGAGCCGCAGAUGCCGCCCUUGGACUUCGUACUGCUGUCCCAUAAUCACUACGAUCAUCUGGACACCGACUCCGUGCGAACGCUACACCGCACACACGGCAAGGCUCUGACCUGGUACGUGCCUCUGGGCCUGCGGUCCUGGUUCGCCUGCGAGGGGAUGCGUGACAACGUGGUGGAGAUGGACUGGUGGCAGAGCGUCGUACACACGAACGCCACCAGCGGCAGGAGUGUGACCGUUACGAUGGUGCCGUCGCAGCAUUGGAGUGCGAGAGUGUUCAAGGAGAUUGGGGAGCGGCUGGGGCCCAUCGACCUGGCCGCGAUACCGAUUGGUGCCUACGAUCCCCGGUGGUUUAUGCGCCCUCAGCACACAAACCCCGAGGAAGGUUUGCAGAUUGCGAUGGAUGUGCGGGCGGCCGUCAGCAUUGGCAUCCACACCGCCACUUGGAGCCUCACAGACGAACCGCUGGACGAGCCCCCUACAAGGCUUGAGGCUGCGGUGCGGGAGCGCGGCCUUCCCGCCUCGUCAUUUGUGACGUUGCGACACGGAGGAAAGGCCGUGGUGCGGAGCGGCCGCCUGCAGAACCUGCCCGGGACCCUGCCGCACCGAAAAGCCUGCUGA
Molecule: messenger RNA, 4603 nt
Organism: Volvox carteri f. nagariensis
Lineage: Eukaryota; Viridiplantae; Chlorophyta; Chlorophyceae; Chlamydomonadales; Volvocaceae
Gene: mot42
Exons: 26
Coding region: 320-4603 (1427 amino acids)
Biological process (GO): transmembrane transport
Cellular component (GO): membrane; cytoplasm
Molecular function (GO): antiporter activity; metal ion binding; xenobiotic transmembrane transporter activity
Source: RefSeq, a predicted model, not a curated record